Molecule: messenger RNA, 3883 nt
Organism: Mycetomoellerius zeteki
Lineage: Eukaryota; Metazoa; Arthropoda; Insecta; Hymenoptera; Formicidae
Exons: 3
Coding region: 43-3441 (1132 amino acids)
Source: RefSeq, a predicted model, not a curated record
AUUGUUGUCGGAGCGAAGUCUGCGUCGUCUCGCGAGUGAGUUAUGGCACCGGCAAUGUCAUCGCGGAUCGCGAUACGGGAGAUCGGGUUUACUUUGAUCCUGCUGCUCGUGUCAUCCGCGCAGGCGGUGGACUAUGAAUUCCACAGACACGACGAGAUAUCAGUGAAUUUGAACGACAACAUAAUCUUGACGAGCCGCGACUUUCUCGAGCAGCUGAAUUUCGUAGCGCCAAAAGAGAGUUACACAUUACAAGAAGCCACGGAGUACUUACUGUAUUUCGGUGCUCUCCUGCGAGCGCGAAUAGUCGACACCUUCGGCAGCCUUCUGUACGAUUAUUAUGAUGACUUCAGUGUUGCGGAAGUGGAGGCGUUGCACAAGAUAUAUUGGAAGAUCCUCGAGCGACAGUACGACAUAUUCGACCUAAUCCCCAGUGUCCUGAGGAACCAGGAUACGAGACCGUCCAGGAUCUGUGCCGAGAUCUACAAACACUCCAGGGACUCCUGUCUGAGAAGUAGCGCCAGCAUGUGCCGCAGAAUCAGGAAGCAGCACGAUCUCCCGCAUCCCGACGAUCACAAUACAGCCGCGUUGAAUGUCACGUAUCACGUGUACUAUUCGUCCAAGAUAUCGAAGCAAUAUCCCAGAGGUUUCUCUCUGGCGACGUUACUGAGGCUCCUGCAGCGGGAAGUGCUGGUAAUCACGCCCAAUCUACUCUCUGGACUUUUCUAUAAUGUAAGAUACGAGAACUACGACGACGAUGUUCGCCUCGCCGAGAGGGAACUUGUACGACACUUUCAUGAAAUUUCGAAGACCGAAAUUUCAGUGUCGACGGUGGAGCUGAGGAAGUUUCAUACUAUGAAUUCCUUCUUUAAGUACUACAUCGGUAUAUACGCUGAGAAAUCUUCGAACGACGAUCUGAAAAAGUACGCGCUCCUGAUUGCGAAAAGAAUCUCCGACGACGUCGGCACGAUCGACGAGAAUAUCCACUUGCUCGGUAACGUCUACGAGAACCAAGCGAUUCACGUUGAAUAUCUCUUCGAUCUCGUGCUGCCUGAUGACCUACUUGAGAAAGACCUAAUCGAGGCUAAGAAAUACCUAGUGAUGAAAUUAAACAAAUUCAACGUGGUGGAAAAGUACCUGAAAGUGCAGAAGUAUCAGCAGACCACUCCCGCUCAGCUGUUGAUGGAGAUCACCGGACAGCUGAUAGACAUCGACUUUGCCAAAAACAUCGCGACGUCUCUGCGGAUGCACGCGAAAUUCUGGCACAAGAGCCGUAUGAUCGAAAGCCUCGACGAGCUGCUGGAACUGUUCGAUGCCUAUGAAAAUUUACGGCAAGUGCCGCGCUACUUGCACAUAAUGGAGAAAAUCGAUGGAAUCAAGGAGAGUUUGCAGGAUAUGAAGGACAUCCCCGUUGAGAUUCUCUGCAAUGUUCCGCGAGCUUGUCUGCGAAUAGGUUUAAAACUGAUUUUACGUUGUAAAUUGAUAAAUUCUCAAAUCAAAGAUUCCAUCAAAAACUUUUUGGAGAUGAGUGACGAGUGCGUGGACACUCCGGAUUUAAGACGCUCAGUAGAGAUCCCGUUCAAAAUAUCAAAAAAACGUUUUAGCACAACAUUGCUGACUACAGGCCUAACCGGCGAAACUACGAUUCGACGCAGUACAGCCCGUAAAUUCAAAGCGACUACAGAGCUUGUUGAAUCUAUCAAAACUACAGAGACUCCAAGGAGACCCAAAGGUCAUGCUUCGGACUUUCCGAGGACGACGACGACAACUGUGUUGACGACUACGACCGAACCCAUGCCAAUCUCAACCAUGGCCAUAACCAGUACGACAGUUGCGACAACUACACCAUUACCUACAACAAUUACAACGUUACCCACGACAACUACGACUUCGCCUGUUACAGAAUUAUCUACGACUACGUUGCCAACGACAACUACAACAUUAUCUACAACUACGACAAUGUUGCCAACAACUACAACAUUGCCUACGACUACCACAACAUUGCCUACGACUACCACAGAAGUGCCUACGACUACAACAUUGCCAACGACUACCACAACAGUGCCUACGACUACCACAGAAGUGCCUACGACUACCACAACAGUGCCUACGACUACCACAGAAGUGCCUACGACUACCACAACAUUGCCUACGACUAUCACAGCAGUGCCUACGACUACCACAACAUUGCCUACGAUUACCACAGAAGUGCCUACGACUAUCACAACAUUGCCUACGACUACCACAACAUUGCCUACAACUACCACCACAACUUUGCCCACAGUGAUCAGUACAACAUUGCCUACAACUUCCACAACGCAUGCCAUGACGACAACCACGAUAUCACCUACAACGGAGGUACCGAUCGUGGAUACCAACGUAGUAAUAGCACUGAAUCGUUCAAAGAUCAUGACAAAAGUAUUCACACCACACGUUGACAUCGGAAUUUCGACAAAGACCUUGAUAACAGCAACACCUGUCCCCAUCAGCCCUUGCGAAGCGGCUGAAUGCAUUACUGAACAAAGUACAACUAGCAAAUAUGUCGAAACGACGCCUACUCUGCUCUCGACGACGCAAUCUCCGACGACGACGCCGACGAUGCAGACUUCCACUCUUGAAACUACUGAGCCACCGCAUCAUCAAGACUUAACUACGGACUCUGCAGUUUUUUCAACAACUGAGUUGAUUGAAAUGCCGACUACGAAAGGCUGCGCGCAGAUCUGCUUAGAAAAAUGCGAAUUCAACGUCGAAACACCGGGGAGGUCCUGCGAAACAAGCUGCGACUCCGUGACGGAAGACUGCAACGAGGACAAUCCUCCGGAGACGAGCUCUCAGGAAUGUGACAAGAGUUGCGAGUGCGAUACCAAAGAAAAGAGCGGCGAGUGCAUGACCUUGUGUCCUCCGGACAACGCGGAGAGCUCAUCCUGCGAGGAUGGCGACUGCAUGACAGCGGGGGUGCCGCCGUUGAGUAUAAAACUUGAACGCUCGCGAAUACGCAGCAGCAUGUGCGAGAUCCCGAAUCUCCAUCAUCGUCGUCAGUUGAGACGGUUGGCGAAGAUGCGGGCGAUCAGCGCCAACGUUGGAACCGCGACGUCACGCGUCGAUAUCUCUAGAUCGAAGACGUCGCAUCAUCGAGAUCAAAUUGCGACCAAGAAACUGUACAAAAUGGUGGACACCGAAAUACCUUAUACCAAAAGCAAGAAGGUAACGGGAUACUUGCAGAAGAAAUCUCUUCAUGGCCGAUUGAGCGGGAACGACAGAGAACAAAGGCGUCGCAAGGAACGGGAACAAAUCUACAGGUUGAAGAAGCGGCUGGCGAGAAAACUCAGCGGGAAACUGGCCCAUAAAACAACGAUACAUCACACGAGAGGGAUCGUAGAUCCAUUUCGCCAUAGUCAGAUUAAAAGGAUAUCCGAGAGAGGCGCGAAAUUAAUCGACGCGUAAAAGGCCGAGACGAGAUCAGAGUUUAUUGAUUUAAAAUUACGUCGUUUUAGCAAGUAAUGUUAUUAUAGCUGUUAUGUAAUUAUAUGGCCGUCACUUCACGUGCUGCGUUUAGCGUACUUUUCGUCCAUUUAAUCGGGUCAGAGGCGAAAAAUAUCGUGGAUUAACGUAACGGGAGGAGCUAAUUAUAUUGAAGACAAGAGCGUUUAUCGAAUUCGGUUAAACGAUUACUCGGUCCGGAGGGUUUAAUUUAAUAGCUGUCUAUAUUUAAUCGGACCGUCGUCGAAUCGUAUGAAUUAUAAAUUAUUUCUUCGAUACUUUCUCAAAGAGGCCGUCGUUGACGUCGCAACAUUGAUCAAUUAAAGUCACGUUAAUAAGAUCUCUUAUCAGCGUUUCGAGCUAAAAUUUAUAUUACAAGCGGCUAAAGUAUUUUCGAACGUUUAAA